GACAGAGGGGUCCGUAAGCAAGCGGGAGGAUGUGAAAGCCCCUACCCCGCCUCCCUCCCGCCUGUGUGGGGUGGUGGCUGCGGCUCCGUCCCUCCCCGUUACCGCCCCCCGUCACUAGGUGAUGCUGCAGUCAAGAUGGCGGCGGGAGCUGAGUGAGGGAAAGCGGAGACAGCCGCUCCGCUCCCGGCGGUCUCCCCGCCUCGGGCAGGGGGAGGCGGAGGGAUGAGGCGCGUCCCCGGUCCCGGCUGGUUGUCGUGAGGGGCGUGGGUCGGCAGACAACCAUGGCGGGGAUUAUCAAGAAGCAGAUCCUGAAGCAUCUCUCCAGCGAUCCCAGCUGGCUCUGGUGGAGAUUGGUUUGCUGUGAAUAUCCUUACUACCAAAAUGAGUACCAGAAGCUUCUCGGAAGCCGUGGCAACUGACCACUUGCUUUCACCGGGAAUAGGGGCCUUUUGUCUGAAUACCUUGUCCUCAGAUUCACCAAAAAUCUGUCACCUGACAAGAUCAACCUGAGCACACUGAAGGGGGAAGGUCAGCUGACCAAUUUAGAGCUGGAUCAAGAGGUACUUCAGAACAUGCUGGAUCUUCCAACAUGGCUUGCUAUAAACAAGGUCUUUUGCAAUAAAGCAUCCAUUAGGAUACCGUGGACAAAAUUGAAAACACAUCCUAUCUCUUUGUCCUUGGAUAAAGUUGUAAUGGAAAUGAGCACAUGUGAAGAGCCACGUGCCCCUAAUGGACCCUCUCCUAUAGCAACUGCAUCUGGACAGAGUGAAUAUGGCUUUGCUGAAAAAGUGGUAGAAGGCAUUUCGGUUUCUGUGAACUCCAUUAUAAUACGGAUUGGUGCAAAAGCCUUUAAUGCUUCAUUUGAACUAUCCCAGCUGAGAAUAUAUAGUGUAAAUGCAAACUGGGAACAUGCUGACCUCAGAUUUACCAGAAUACAAGAAGCUCAACGUGGAGAGGUUUUGACUUUUAAAGAAAUCAACUGGCAGAUGAUCAGAAUAGAGGCAGAUGCAAUCCAGAGUUCUAAGCAUGAAAUCAUGAGUGCUCCAGUUCGACUGAUUACUAACCAAUCAAAAAUUAGGGUCACACUUAAAAGAAGGUUAAAGGAUUGUAAUGUAGUGGCAUCAAAACUGGUUUUGAUUCUGGAUGAUUUGCUGUGGGUUUUGACUGAUUCCCAGUUGAAGGCCAUGGUGCAAUAUGCCAAAUCUCUUAGUGAAGCCAUAGAGAAAUCAACAGAACAGAGAAAAAGCUUGGCUUCUGAAGCAGCACAGAGUUCUGCCCCUGCACCCAGCUCUCAGCAGGUGAAAGUGCCCCAGACAACGGCAGCACCUGAUCAAAAUGAUGCAAUAGUAAAAUUGUUUAAUGAUUUUGAUGUUAAGGAAACUUCUCAUCACUUAGUAAUUUCCCAUUUGGACCUACAUAUAUGUGAUGAUAUCCAUUCUAAAGAAAGAGACUCAAAUAGACGUGUUACAGGAGGAGCCAUGCAGCUUUCCUUCAGCUAUUUAACAGUGGACUAUUAUCCAUUUCACAAAGCAGGAGACAGCUGUGAUCACUGGAUGCAUUAUAGUGAUGCAACUAAAACCAGAAGUGGAUGGGCCAAAGAAUUAUUGAAUGAAUUCAAAAGCAAUGUUGAGUUACUUAAGCAGGCUGUGAAGGACCAGGUUAUAGAUUCUCCUCCCAAAUCACCACCUGCUGUAUCCCCGCAGAACCUACAAACAGGCAAGGAACAGAUACCAAAAGGAACACCUAGGGCUUCCUCUGUAUCUUCUCAACAACCAAAGGGCAAACUGAUGUCUAGUCCUGUUGUGGUUAGACUUGCAGAUUUCAAUAUAUAUCAGGUUUCAACAGCAGACCAGUGUCGUUCUUCCCCUAAAGCUCUCAUCUCUUGCAAUAAAAAGUCACUUUAUCUUCCACCAGAAAUGCCAGCUGUUCAUAUUGAAUUCACUGAAUAUUACUACCCAGAUGGAAAGGACUUUCCUAUUCCAUGUCCAAAUUUAUAUGGCCAGCUGAAUGCUUUACAGUUCACCCUGGAUGAGAGAAGUAUUCUUUGGCUAAAUCAGUUUGUGUUGGAUUUGAAACAGAGUCUUAUUCAGUUCAUGGCCAUGUACAAGUUAAAUGAUAAUUCAAAAUCAGAUGAGCAUGUUGAUGUUAGAAUUGAUGGAUUAAUGUUAAAGUUCAUCAUCCCAUCUGAAAACAAACCUGAAAUUCAUAAAGAUCAACCUCAUGCACUUUCUAUUCAAAGUUCAGAGAUGAUUGCUACGAAUACAAGAUAUUCACCAAACUGCAGACACUCUGAUCUAGAAGCUUUGUUUCAGAACUUCAAAGACUGUGAAUUUUUCAGUAGAACUUUCACCACUUUUCCCAAGUCCCAGAAGAAUUUUAAUCUUUUGCAUCCAAUUUUCCAGAGACAUGCUCAUGAACAAGAUACUAAAAUGCAUGAUGUCUAUAAAGGUUAUAUCAUACCACAGUUGAAUAAAUAUGCAUUAAAGACAUCUGCAUCUACUGAUGUUUGGGCCUUGCAUUUUUCCCAGUUCUGGAUAGAUUAUGAAGGAACAAAAAGUGGGAAAGGCCGACCAAUAAGCUUUGUGGACUCAUUUCCACUUUCACUUUGGAUUUGCCAACCAGUAAGGUUUGCAAAGUCACAAAAAGAGCUUUUAUCCCAUGAUCAGACAGCUGUGAGCAUUCCAAAAAGUGAAUCUAGUGAUCUUGCUAAUAGACUGCAACGUAAAAAACUUCUUAGGGAAUAUUACAGCACUGAGACAGAGCCCUUGACCAAUGGCAUUCAAAUGUUAGACACUUCAGGAGUGCUUUCUGAAAGUUCUUCCACAGAUGCAGAUGUACAUGUCCUAGUCCAUGUUCAGAAACAUGUAAGCUUGCAGAUCAAUCAUUACCAGUACCUUUUUUUGCUGUUUCUCCAUGAAUCUCUUGUAUUGCUCCUGGAAAACUUAAGGAAUGAUGUAGAAGCAGUGACAGGAAAACCUGCAAAGCAAACGGAUGUCUGCAUUGGGAUCCUACUUAAAAGUGCAGAAGUAGCCUUACUACUCCAUCCAGUGACUCAGGGAAACCCUUGUAAGUCUCCAGUUGUAGAAGAAGGAAGUCCCGUGGCAUCAGAACUCUCCCCUUUGGGAAAUGGGGAAGCUCUUACUUCAGAGAAAAAAUUAGUUGGCAGUAAGAUAGUGCAAGCUGGUAUUACUGAUUUGGAUUAUGUAAAUGACUGUAAGCCUCUGAAUGCUGAAGUUAAUAAAGGGAUUUUAAUAGAUCCUCUUUUGUUUAAAUCAGACAGUAAUACGGACUUUCAGAAAGGAACAUCAUUUUCAGAUGAUGCAUCAGAUAAAGGUUUGGGAGACACAAGUGAAGGAGCAAGCAGUGGACUUUUUAGUAGAAGUGAUUCAGAGGAGGUCUGUGGACCUCUGAGUGAGAAAAGUAGUUUGCAUCCUAAAGAGUCAACAUCCAUCUUAAAUAAGAGAGAAGAUUCUACUGAUUUUAUCAUUGAUAAGGAAGACGACAAAAACAUAUUCUCAAAUAAGUUAAAUGAACAGGAAGGCACAACUGAAGGCUGCCCUAACCAAGUCACUGACUUGGACACAGAAACUGCCGUAGAAACUGAAGAAUUUGAAAUCAACAAAGACAGAGUGACUUCAAUUAGAGUGUUUGCAUCCCAGUCUUCAUCAAGUGCAAAGCCUAAGGAACGCUGCCCGUCCAACCUCCCUACAUUCUCUGUUUCUUACAAGAAUAUGAAGAGAAGUCCAUCACAAGUCUCUCUGGAUACCGUCUCUAUUGAUAGUAUGAUGCUGGAGGAUCAUUUGGUAGAGAGUGAUGGAAGUGACAGCCAGAGCUUUCUGGAGAAAGGUAUUACAGCCACAAACUACCAAAGCCCAUCAGAAAAUGCUCCUGAAGGAGGCACAGUGAUUGAAAAUUGUGGUGGCUCAUCUCCAGAUGCCAUGAGUGCUGCUUCAGAGAAUGCCCAUGAGCCUAGUGAAGAAAUGAUGUCUGUUGUGGUUUUCCAAAUAUUUGGUGUUAAUGGGGAAAUUGACAUCAGAGGUGAAGAUACAGAAAUAUGCCUACAGGUCAACCAAGUGAUACCACAUCAGCUGGGAAAUAUCAGUGUUCGGCAUUAUCUUUGCAACAGAACUGUUGGUUCGGACUGUAAAUCUGUGGCUGGACCACUUAAUUCAUCACCUGAGAUUAGUUUGAGAUGGGAAAGUGGGCCUAGUGCUGUGAUACAUUCUCUGCUGGCUGUAAAAAAUGGUUUUCUUCAGUGUCAUGUAGAGAACUUCAGUGCCGAAUUUUUAACAUCUUCCCUUACAAACAUUCAGCAUUUUCUAGAGGAUGAAACUGUCGCCGAAGUGAUGCCUAUGAAGAUAAAAGUUUCUAAUGCAAGGAUUAAUUUAAAGGAUGACAGUCCACGUGAAAAUUUCAAGGCAUCUGAGCUGGUACCCAUAAAACUUCAUAUUGACAUACUCUGGAUAGAAAGAAAUGAUGAUGGCUCUUUUCUCAUUAGAGACAAUCAAAGAGUAAAUGAUGUGUCAAAGAUGAAGAAUUCAAGUAGUUCAUUGCAGCAAGUGGCUGGACCUCCUGAACAUAAAGCACAGGACCAAUCCACGCAGACUACUUGUGAAAUUCCCAGAUCUCCUAAAUCAAAGACGGAUUCAGCUGACUUCCUUAAAAAUGAGCUUAUUGAAGAAAAUGAAUGUCUCAAACAGGAACUAGCCAAAGCCAAAAUGGCUCUUGCUGAGAUCCAAAUGGAAAAAGAUGCUCUGCUUCAUCGUAUAAAGAAGAUGAAUGUUGAUCAUCAGUAGGAGUCUUCUGUUGGUGUGAGGCAUCAUCAACGGAACUGCAGGUGAUGGUGGCAUCUAAAAUACUGUUUGUUAAAUUGGUGGAAGACAUAGUUGGGUUUUUUUGUCACCGACAAAGUUUUCUCAUUACAAACAAAAUGUUUGUGAACUAGUUACUAUUCUGAAAUUAUCGUUAAACAUUGUAACUUUUUUCAGUCCAUUUUAAACUGAAAUAACUUUGGAAAAAUCAGUUUAUACUGUACUUUAAUUUACUGAAGGCAAAAAAAUCAUAUCAUCUACUUUUAAUAUAAUCAAAGGAGAUGUUCUUUUUAAAAUGUUUCCUGAAAAGUGGACAGCCUAGCAAUGAAAGAAUGUCUAGGUGCAUUACAAAGUAAAAUGUACCAUGCCUCAUUAACAACUGUACCUCUGUUUGUUAAGGUUAUGUUGUUUUAUUCUUACCAAAAGGUGUCUGUACAAGAGGUUACAUUUGCACUAUGAUGAUAUGGGCUAGCUCCUCUAGAAUAGUAUAGCUACUGAAAAUUAAAAUACCAGCCCUAACCUGACCCUCAAUUCACUGUAAUUUACCCAGAGAGUCCCGUAUACCCUUUUGUAUGGACUCCUAAAAUACCACAGUAAAUGCUGGAGAAUUUAAGUGAAAGGGCAUACUAUUGGACUUUCUUUCUGCAUGAAGGUUCACUCUAUAGGUACAGCUGAUGUAAUUUAGACAUUCGCACCUGGGUUUUCUCCUGAGGUGAGGAUACAGCCCUGCAAUAGGAUCCAUCCCUUUGUGAAAGAUGAGCUUAGAGCUGUUUUGCAUGCAUGUCUGACUUCCGCACAACUCAUCAGACAUGCCCAAGGAUUUGGUCCAAUGUAUUUAAAUAUGUAAUGUCAAUGCUGGGGGAGGGAAGGGGGAGGGAGGGGGCGGUGGAAAUCCUACAAGGAUUCUGCAGUUGUAUAUUGCUUUUUUUGAUAAAAAAAGCUGUAGAGAAUCAUUUAAUUAACCAAUGAAAUUGUGAGAUUACAUGAAAUGUAAUUACACAGUUUAAAUCAUGGGUGAUUUGUACAAAUUGAACAAUAAUUUUCAGCUAAAACCUGGUACAGAUGAAUAAAUAAAAAAGCACAACGCUGUAAAAUAGAGAAUAUAAAAGUGUGCUUUAAAUAACUUAUGAAACAACAUACAAAACCAUACAUGCCUGUAAGAUUGGUUUUGCUAGAAGUAAAAAAAUGUCUGAAUAAUUUAACUAGUGACCUUGAAUCUGACAACUGAAAAUCUUUCAACUGCUACCACAAUUGUUUCUGCUCCAUGGGAUAUUUGAGGGAAGUUUUGCCUGUAGAUAUGCAGACCAAUCUCAAAAACUAUUUAUUAUCCUGUGGUUUGACUUUGCAUAUUCAGGAUGUCAAACUAGUUUUAAUUAAAUUGGUUUCCAUUAAAACUUUUUGGAGGACACAUCAUUUACACUGCUGAAAAUAGUUAUUGAAAGUAUGUAGAUUUUAAUCAAGAACUCCGUAGAAGAACUGGUUCAGGCACUAUUUUAAAGCCUGCCUUACAAAGCCCUAGUUGAAACUCCCUUUAAUGCCCAUGGAAAUUUUUAUCUUAUUAUUCUGAAUAAGAUGAAAAAAUAUGCACACAAUUGUUUCUAAUAGAAAAACUAAUUUAUAUUUCAAAAGGUAUUCAAGACAACACAGUAUUAAAUAGAGUAGGCCAAUUUCACAGAAAUGUAAUGUUGGAUUCAGGGGAGGAGUUCUCAACUGGUUUACUUCUGAUCGGUACUAUUAUAGUCGGCAAUUCUUACGCAGUUUAUCCCUGCCAAGAUCUAGUUAGAAUUAUUCUGAAGAAAGGAAUGUAUAGAGUGCUUAGUAGCAUGUUGCUGGAUUAAUACAUUGAGAAUUGUCUAAUUUUUAAAAAGAAAUAAACAGCAGUAUCAAA
Molecule: messenger RNA, 6699 nt
Organism: Pezoporus flaviventris
Lineage: Eukaryota; Metazoa; Chordata; Aves; Psittaciformes; Psittacidae
Gene: BLTP3B
Product: bridge-like lipid transfer protein family member 3B
Exons: 22
Coding region: 573-4796 (1407 amino acids)
Source: RefSeq, a predicted model, not a curated record